Messenger RNA from Phyllopteryx taeniolatus (common seadragon), 2429 nucleotides. It is a transcript of the gene gtse1, whose product is annotated as G-2 and S-phase expressed 1. Lineage: Eukaryota; Metazoa; Chordata; Actinopteri; Syngnathiformes; Syngnathidae. Gene Ontology annotation, cellular component: cytoplasmic microtubule; microtubule cytoskeleton. The record is from RefSeq and is a predicted model, not a curated record. The coding region runs from base 239 to 2332 and encodes 697 amino acids. The transcript is spliced from 12 exons. Gene Ontology annotation, molecular function: microtubule binding.
CGUCACGCAUUUCCGACCAAUGAGGGUAACGUGACAUCGGCGCAGCGGAUUUGAAUUGUUGUGUAGCGAGCAAAAAAAAAAAAGAGAACAUAUUUUUGUGAGCGGUCGUCGAAACGACACAAGGUUUGUGUUUCUUUACUUCACUGAAACAACUAAACUCGAGUUCCGUGUCGAAUUCCUCCCUUUGCCGUUUGCGGAAGGAUACAACUCACAGGUUGAAAGGAGAAGCGGCAGCGAGAUGGAGCGUCGAGCUAACAGCAAUGUGAUUUUGCUGCUGGACGAGAAGUUCGACUUCGAUGUUCCUAUGUCACCUGACUGCUCUACGUGUGAUGAAGAACAGGAUGACGUCUUUUUGGACCCGUCCCACCAUCGUGUCAAACGCCCACCCGCCAACUUGGCAUCCCACCCGGAGGAAGGGGUGGGUGGCGUGCGGACCAGCUGGAGUCCGCUUCUAGGGGACCAGCUGGAUGCCAUGUGUCAGGAAGCCAAGCGAUUAGCCGAUCAGCUGCAGUGUGGCAAGUGGCCCCAUGGCAAGGAUGAGGGCGCCGCCCCAGCGACCGCCGCCCCAGCGUCUGCCUCCCUGGCCCAGCAGGACGUGGAGCACUUCAUCCAGGACGGUGCCGCCAAACUGGGUGUGCUGGCGUCCCCCCCUAGCCUGAGCAGCCCCGUCAAACGUCAGACCUUCCUGGUGCAGGACAGCCCCAUGAAGGAUCUGCCGCCAGCUAUCCGGAACCAUAUGCAGAGAGGAAGUGCCGCCGCCCAUCUGGGCGCCUCCGCCGCCCCGGCCACUCGUCUCUCCACUCGACUCGCCACCUCCAGCCCGGCCGCCGGCGGCAAGACCAGGGCAGCGCUCCGGGGGAAAACGGGGCUGGGGGCCAUCCUGCCCAGCAAGCCAGCCGCUCCCAGGACUUCCUCUUCAGCCAGCAAGGGCAUUGCCGCCCAGAAAGUCCAAGUGCCCAAGCAUGGCAAAGUGGCGUCAGGUUGUAAACCGAAUCAGAGUUCAGAUCUCGCCAGUCGGACCAAGUCCUGUGAGGAUAUUCUGUCGGAUUCUGCCAGUGUGGUGUCCGAUGUCAGCGACUCAUCCCUCAACUCCAGCAUUGCGGGGAAGAAGCGCACGCUGGCUCCGCCCACCAAGGUGGUGGUGAGGCAGUCCGGUGUGAAGGCGACGCCGCUUCAGAGCGGGAAGACUACAGAAAGACGCAACACGUCCUCGUCCUCAUCCUCUGUGUCCAGCUUCAACUCCAGCCUGUCCCUGUCUCCGGCCACAGGCAAGCUGAACUCGGUGAACCGCGGCGUGAGCCCCUCCAACGGCCCCGUCGUUUCCGGCAACGGCAGCCGACCUGUGAAUCCAAACAAACGUCGCUCCGGAGUUGGCGGUGUCACAAGGACUGUGGCGUCAUCGCCGUCGCCGUCGUCUUCCUCCGUCGCCGCCAGCCGCCGCCGCAGCGGCACGCUAACCGGCCAAGCCAGGAAGUUGUCAGAGCCUGCCAAAGCAGCCAGGACCACGCCGCAACACCAGACUACGCCCGCAAAAAGAACCUUGGACAAGACCUCAUUGACCACUGCGUCUGCUUGGAUUCAAAGCGGACUGAAGACAAAAAGCAAAUUUGCAGCGGUAGGCCAGACACCCAUACCCAGCGAAGGAGCAGCAGGACAAGGGUUUUGUUCUCCGGAUGUUUCCAUGGUGCUCAAACCAAAGAGACUCCUGUCAGUGGCUAGUAUGGACAGCCUUCCUCAAAAACCAUGUGGCCCAUUGACGCCCUCUGCAGGGGUAAGCAGGCCUCUGCAUUUAUGUUCCCAGCGUCCUUCCGGUCUCCCCACACCGCUCAAACGCCGGGCGUCGGCCAUCCCCACGCCGACGUCAGGCAGCCUCGCCAGGAUCUCCGGACCCUCCAGAACGCAGGCCGCCUCGGACUCAGACUUCCCCACCAGGACCUGCCUGAGUCCCACCCCCACCGAUUCUAGCAGAGUGGAGCCAGUUGACAUUCAGCCUUUUUGUCUGGAGGACGAGGAGCAUCCUGUCGAGCCCAGCCAAUCGGAGAUCCCGGAGAGCGAGGAGCUGUCCAGUCACGGCCGAUCAGAGCCCAGCAAAGUUCCCUUCCAGCCCGAGAGCGCCAGACAAGAUGUUCUCCUGCUGGACCUUCCUGCUCCGACGCCCCCGACUCACGAGAAGCUACUCAUAGACCUGAGCAAUACUCCAGACUUGAUCCGCAACAGCACCAAGAACUGCGCCACCAUGCAGCAUUUGAUUGACUUAAGUUCGCCGCUCAUCAAGUGGAGUCCAGAAGACAAGAAGGAGAACAGCGCCCCCCUCAUCAACCUAUCAUUCUGAAAUCCACCCAAUUGAAAACAAUGAAUGCUUCCUGUUUGUGAUUUUAUUCGUGUUGCUGCUCUUAAGAAUUCAUAUCGAAAUAAAUGUUGUACAUUUA